CUUUCUUAGAACCCUAAACCCCGAGUUGUCACUUGCUGCCGCUCUCUCUCCAUCACACUGCAUCGAUGGCAUAACACAGAGAGAAAGAUAAUGAAAUUUCAGUCUCCGAGAUCGAAAUCAACCCUAAAAUCUGAAUCAAAUCCUUCUUCUUCCUCUUUGAUUUUUCCCCAUUUCAUAUCGUAAUUGUUGCGAUUGGUUCUCACCAUGUCGGCUUUAUCCAGAGGUCUCAUUUCUCGUUUUCGUCUUCUCUCGAUCAAUUCCGGCGCUUCUCAUACAAUUACUUCUUCUUCUUCUUCAAGGACAAAUGCGUCUUGUUACUAUUUCUUCCGCGCUUUCAGUACCCAAGAUUUGAUCCAGGCCAGCGAUGGGUCUUUGCCAUCUUCUUCGAUUAUUGAAGCUAAACCUCGUGUUAUGACUCCAAACUCGAAGCGGACGGGUGUUAUCGCCGUCAAGUGUGGAAUGACGGCGCUGUGGGAUAAAUGGGGAGCUAGGAUACCCAUCACUGUGCUCUGGGUUGAUGAUAAUAUUGUGUCUCAGGUCAAGACCAUUGAGAAAGAGGGUAUCACAGCCCUCCAGAUUGGCUGUGGACAGAAGAAGGCGAAGCAUUUGACAAAACCUGAGGUAGGUCAUUUUAGGGCUCAAGGUGUUCCAUUGAAGAGGAAACUGAGGGAGUUCCCGGUGUCAGAAGAUGCACUUCUUCCAGUUGGUACAGCAAUUGGCGUUCGUCAUUUUGUUCCUGGACAGUAUGUUGAUGUGACAGGAAUAAGUAGAGGGAAAGGUUUUCAGGGAGUGAUGAAAAGGCAUAACUUUAAAGGAAUGCCGGCGUCCCAUGGAGCAUCACUAUCCCAUAGAAGCGGUGGUUCUACAGGUCAGAGGGAUGCUCCUGGAAAGGUCUUCAAAGGUAGAAAGAUGGCUGGGCGAAUGGGUGGAAAGCAGAGAACUGUAAAAAAUGUGUGGAUAUACAAAAUUGAUCCUGCAAGAAACUUGAUAUGGGUGAGAGGACAAGUCCCCGGUGCCGAAGGAAACUUUGUAUUUAUAAAGGAUGCCUUCUACAAGAAACUCAAUAAGUCAAUCCUUCCGUUCCCAACGUACUUUGCAACCGAUGACGAGGACAUGGAGAAUUUGGAACCUCUUGUUGCUGAUCUUGGAGAAGUAGAUCCAUUUAUGGUUGGAGAUUGAUUAGGAGUUGCCCUUCAGAGCAAGUUGUGGUAUUUGCUCUGCUUUUUUCUUCUAUUGAUGGUGUUUGCAGGUACGCUUAUUGACAACCCUUAUGAGAAGUCAAUUCAUUAGAAAUGCAGUCAGAGGAUCUGUACGAGGUGAUCCGAUCUCCUAAUGAGAUGGUAAUCUAUUGUUACUUUUUUCUUUUUAAAAUUUUUCUCACCAUCUCAAACCUGUACCGGAAAAGACCAUUUCGAAAUAAAGAGUAGAAAAAAAAAAAAAGAAGCUAUGAUUAUUGAGAAUUUUUUGUUGAGUGAUCAUAUGAUUUAUUUUGGGAGUUGAAGUUAAUGUUUUAUGUGAACUUAGAAGAAGAGAUUGUUCAUGGCUCUGCCAAUAGUGUUAGAAAUUUCUCCUCUUUUGGGCUGAAGUGCCUAACCUCCUUUUUCCUUUUAUUAUUUGUAAUGUAAUUCCUUUGCAUUUAGAAUUUGGAAUUGUGAUCGGUUCUAUAAACAAUGUUUGACUCCUGUUCAAA
This is a messenger RNA of Benincasa hispida (wax gourd), 1690 nucleotides long. RefSeq names its product ribosomal protein L3 plastid (gene RPL3P). Gene Ontology annotation, biological process: translation. The record is from RefSeq and is a predicted model, not a curated record. Gene Ontology annotation, cellular component: mitochondrial large ribosomal subunit; ribosome. NCBI's taxonomy places the organism in Eukaryota, Viridiplantae, Streptophyta, Magnoliopsida, Cucurbitales, Cucurbitaceae. Gene Ontology annotation, molecular function: structural constituent of ribosome.